UCUUCUUCUUAUUGCUUCAUCAAUUCUCAACAAAAAGAAAAAAAAAAUCGUACACAUUUUUAUUUUAUUUUUGGUGUGUUUUUGACAAAAAAUGAGGUAUAGAAUGGAAAGAUUUGUGUUACUUCCUUUUUCUGUGGGUUGCAUCUCUGAAUCAAGUGUUGCAAUUGGUCAUCAACAGCAUAAAAGUUCAAGCAUUCAUCAACCAAACUUAAUCCCAACAAAAAUGCUAGAAGAAGAGAAGGAAGAAGAGGAAGAUGAUGAGAAAAACUUGGAGGGUGAAAAUUUAAAGAACCAAUUAGGCCUUCCCAAAUUUCAAAAGCUUUUUAAGAAUUUCAAGAACUUGUCUCACUUAUUUGUGGACAAGGACCAAAUGGAAGAAGAGGAGGACGAAAUGGGGAUGGAAAUAGGAUUACCAACAGAUGUGAAGCAUGUAACACACAUUGGAAUUGAUGGUGGUGAAGUUAAUAAUUCAUUAAUCCUUAAUUCAACAAAGACUAAUUGGGAUUAUCUUAAUCUCAAAUCACCUAAUCAUGAUUUACUCACUCAAUUCUCUUCUAAUUUCUCUUUUCCCAAUAUGGCUAAUCACUCCCCUAAUCACACAUCUAUGGCUACCUCCUCUUAAUUAAUAUUGUAAAAUUCUACUUAAUACUUUUGGUUUUUUACCAAAAGUAAUUGUACUUUGAUGAUUAC
Molecule: messenger RNA, 690 nt
Organism: Solanum stenotomum
Lineage: Eukaryota; Viridiplantae; Streptophyta; Magnoliopsida; Solanales; Solanaceae
Product: CRIB domain-containing protein RIC4-like
Exons: 3
Coding region: 92-622 (176 amino acids)
Source: RefSeq, a predicted model, not a curated record